AUGGCUUUUAUCACCAUGGAUAUCGACGGCCGCGCAGAGCGUCUCUACGGCUAUGUGAUCCCAGGCCUUGAAUUCGAUCUAAUCCUUGGAAAGGGUUGGGCGGAACGAAAUGACGUCGUAUACAAAGCUGGAAAGCGCUUGCAAAUCGGCCGCGGCAACAGUCGCGUGAAGGUUCCAAGACGGCCGAAUCCCACAAGAGAUCAAAGAUGUAGCUGGCGAUUUCCUGACGACGACGACGUCGAUAUCACACCACCGCACAGAGAUAUCUGGGAUCAUGCCAUCAACCUCGAGAAAGACGACGAUGGUCGUGAUAAACGCCCACCGUUCGGACCACUCUACGAGAUUUCACCCGCCAGCGCGCCUGUCCUCUUCGCACGAAAACCAAGUGGCGGUCUUCGCUUCUGCGUCGAUUACCGCGGCCUCAACGCCAUUACGAAGAACGACCGUUACCCUUUGCCGCUGAUCCGAGAGACCCUCCGCAACCUCGCCACUGCCCGAUGGUUCACCAAGCUUGACGUCCGCGCCGCUUUUCACAGACUUCGAGUCCGACACGGCGACGAAUGGAAAACCGCCUUUCGCACACGGUAUGGCCAAUUCGAAUGGCUGGUAACACCGUUUGGUCUCACAGGCGCGCCCGCGACCUUCCAGCGCUAUAUCAACUCGCACCUCCACGACCUCCUCGACGAAUUCUGCUCAGCCUACAUGGACGACGUCAUCAUCUACAGCGACGGCGACUACCUUGACCACAUGACCAAGGUCCGUACAGUGAUGGAACGCCUCCGCAAUGCCGGUCUUAAACUCGACCUCGAAAAGUGCGCUUUCGCCGUGAAAGAAGUCAAAUACCUAGGAUUCAUCAUCAAAGCCGGCGAGGGCGUGACGGUCGACCCGGAGAAAAUUCAGGCUAUUCGUGACUGGGAGGCGCCCACAACAGUGACAGGUGUCCGCUCUUUUCUUGGAUUUGCUAAUUUCUAUCGGGAGUUUAUCGAGACUUUCGCAGCUGUCUCUGAACCCCUCAAUAACCUUACCAAGAAGUUGACCAAAUGGAAUUGGGACGCUUCAGCGCAGAACGCCUUCAACAAGCUCAGGAACUCCUCAUCACCUCACCCGUCCUCGCGAUGUUUCACUCCGACCGCGAGACUACUGCGACCAGUCGGCUAUUUUUCACGCAAAUUCUCCGCUGCGGAGGUGAACUACGACAUUCACGACAAAGAACUUCUCGCCAUCGUCGCGGCAAUGGAGCACUUCUCAGGCGAGUUACGCAGCGUUGACAAAUUCAUAGUCGUCUCAGACCACAAGAACCUGCAAUACUUCGCGACCAACCGCCGCCUCUCCGAACGCCAGGUCCGCCUAGCGGAAACACUCUCUCGGUACACGUUCAAGAUCGUUUUUCGCGCUGGGAAGGACAAUACACAGCCGGACUUCUCUCGCCGCGCCCAAGACCUGCCCGCUAACGGCGACGACGAGCGCCUUAAAAACCGCGAAUUCCAGCUGCUUAAAGAUCAUUGGCUACCUCCACGCACCGUCAAGCAUCACCAAGGCGACUACAUUCUUAACCAACUCGUCAGCGCGGUACAGACGCGCCGCUCAAAAACCACACCCAUCGACGAUUCUCAAGCCCCGCCCAGAGGCGCCAAACUCUUCUUCGACUCCGCGCUUCAGUUGCUCUGGGACCGCGGCCUGAUCGAAGACGGCGAGUACCGCAACAUACACGCCUCUGUUGUCCAAGGCAACGCCACCUUCCCUUCGGAAUACAACCUUUCUGUCCAGGUACCUGACUGCGAAAUCGACGACCGCGGAGCAUUGCUCCGGCGCGGCGCUUUAUGGACACACGACUCUCACAUUACGGGUCACCCUGGGCGCGACGUUACGCUCAACAUUCUUCAACGGAGCUACUUUUGGCCCCAGCAAUACCUUAUGCCCACAGGGUCUCCUACGACCUUUGCCUAUUCGGACAGAUUUCACAGCGAAUUGUCUGUCGACUUCAUGGUUGACCUGCCAGCUAACGGCAAAGGCCCCCGAUUUCUGAUGUGCCACUACAGAUUCCACGGCUUUCCAAAGACGAUGACAUCUGACAGAGGCAGCAACUGGGUUAGCAAAUUCUGGCAACGGCUUUGUGAACUCCCCCUUUUCCUCACUCACGGGUACCACGCCGAGCCUAUCCAACAAAACCAAAUCUCAUCUCGCUCCAAAACCGACCCCAAGGCCCGUGCCGACCACUUCAUUGCCCGCCUCCGAGAGGUCAAGAAUUAG
Hirsutella rhossiliensis is the source of this 2250-nucleotide messenger RNA. Its product is annotated as reverse transcriptase (RNA-dependent DNA polymerase) domain-containing protein. The coding region runs from base 1 to 2250 and encodes 749 amino acids. The record is from RefSeq and is a predicted model, not a curated record. Lineage: Eukaryota; Fungi; Ascomycota; Sordariomycetes; Hypocreales; Ophiocordycipitaceae. The transcript has 8 exons.